AUGGUGGGGGAGAGCGAUGCCAGGCCUCAGCGCCUCAUCAUCACCGAGAUGGUGCUGGAAAACUUCAAGUCGUACGCCGGGGAGCAGCGUGUCGGCCCUUUUCACAAGUGCUUCUCCUCCGUGGUGGGUCCCAACGGAAGUGGCAAGUCCAACGUCAUUGACGCCAUGCUCUUCGUGUUCGGCAAGCGCGCCAAGCAGCUCCGCCUGAACAAGGUGUCGGAACUGAUCCACAACUCUGCGGGGCGCCAAGGCAUCGAGCAUGCCCAGGUCUCCGUCCACUUUCAAGAGAUCAUCGACACGAACGAUGAUGAAUUCGAGGUGGUUCCUGGCACCAAUUUCGUGGUGUCCCGAACCGCGCACCGCAGCAACAAGUCCGACUACUUCAUCGAUGGCCGGCGCAGCAACUUCACGGAGGUGACGGAGUUGCUCAAAGGCAAGGGCAUUGAUCUGGACAACAACCGCUUCCUCAUCCUCCAGGGCGAGGUGGAGCAGAUCAGCAUGAUGAAGCCCAAGGCCCAGACCGAGCAUGAGACGGGGCUGCUGGAAUACCUGGAAGACAUCAUUGGCACCAACCGCUUCAUUGAGCCCCUGGCCGACUCCGCCAAGAGGCUGGAGACGCUGGGCGAGGCCCGGGCGGGGCUGGUUGCGCGGCUGAAGAUCGCGGAGCGGGAGCGCGAGGCGCUGGAGGCGGAUAAGCUGGCUGCCGAGGCAUGGCUGGACAAGGAACGGGAGGCCUGCGCCGCGCAGCGGCUGCUGAGCCACGUGCUGGCGCACCAGGCGCAAAUGAAUGUGGACAAGAUCCAGGGCAACCAGGCGAGCCUGGAGGGGAAGCUGGCCUACGAGCGCGAGAAGCUGGGGCAGUACAGUGCGGUACUGGAGGAGCACGAGGCCAGGUAUGACGCUGCGUGCAAGGAGCACGCGGGCAUGGCGGCGGCACUGGAGCGCGCCAACGAGGAGUUCAAGGAGUACGAGCGCAAGGACAUCGCAUACCGCGAGGAGCUCAAGCACCUAAAGGCCAAGCUGGCCAAGACUGCGGAGCGUGAGCGCCGCGACGCCGCGCGGCUGGAGAGCACGGAGGCCGAGGCCGCAGCGGCUGAGGCCGAGGUGCCGGCGCUGCUGGAGGCUGCGGCCAAACUGGGUGCGCAGCUGACGCGGGAGGAGGCCCGGCUGGAGGCGGCGCUGGAGGGCAUGGCGGGGGAGGGCGAGACGCUGCGCGCGAAGCUGCGUGCCGCGCGCGCGGAGCUGGCGCCCUGGGAGGCGCGCGGCGUGGCGGCGCGGGCCAAACGCGCCGAGGCGGCCUCGGAGCGCGAGCUGGUGCGUGCCAUGCGCGACGGCGCCAGCUCGGCGCUGGAGGCCGCGCGGGACGAACUCGAGGAGGCGCUGGGGCGCGCGGCGCGCGAGCGCGAGGCGGCUGCGGAGUUGGAGGCCGGCGCGGGGGGUCUGCGGGACAGGGUGUCGACCGCGCAGCGCGCCGUAAGGGAGGCGGAGCAGGAAGCUCAGAGGGCGGAGUCCGCCGCGCGAACCUUGCGUGGCUCUGUGGCCCAGCGCCGGGCGGAGCGGACCUCCGCCAGCUCGGCCUCGGCGGUGGCCCAGGCCCUGGCCUCGGCCAAGGCGCGCGGCGCCAUCCCGGGGAUCUACGGCCGCCUGGGUGACCUGGGCGCAGUGGACACGCGGUAUGACGUCGCGGUGUCCUCGGCGGCCCCCGCGCUGGAUCACUGGGUGGUGGACUCCACCGCCACCGCGCAGCGCUGCGUGGAGCUGCUGAGGUCGCGCGGACUGGGCCGCAUGCGCCCCGCCUUCUUCUUCGCGCUGCGCGACACGCUGGUGGCGGCCGACCUGGACCAGGCCGCGCGCAUCGCCUACGGCCCGGACCCGCGCUGGCGGCGCGUCGUGACGUUGGCCGGCGAGGAUGCGGCUGCGGAGCUGGCGGGCGCCGAGAAGGAGUUGGGAGAGGCGGAGGGGGUGUCGAGUCGUGCGGCGGAGGCUCUGUCGCGCGCAGAGGCGGAGUUGACGGCGGCCCGCGCCGCGCUGGCGUCGUCCGAGUCGGCGCUGCCGCGUGCACGGCUGGACGCGGAGGCCGCCGCGGCUCGUGCGCGCGACCUGCGCGCCGCGUUGCCGGGGCUGGAGCGCGCGGUGGCGGAGCGUUCGGGGGACGAGGCCGCGCUGCGGCGCCUGGAUGCGGCCCGCGAGCUGGAGGGCCUGGGAGGCGAGCCGGUGCGCCGCCUGCGCGGCGCGCUGGCGGCCCUGCAGGCCGAGAUCGAGGGGAAGGAGGGCGCGGCGGCCAAGCGUACGGCGGCGGGGGCGGCCGCGCGGAAGCUGGCCGCCAAGCUGCGCCCGGAGCUGGAGCGGGUGCGCGGCGAGGCGGAGGCCCUGCGCGCCAAGCAGGAGGCCACCAAGAACGAGUUCAAGGCGCUGGACGAGGCGGCGCUGGAGGUGCUCAAGGGCCGGAACGCGGCCGAGGCGGCGCUGGCGGAGCGAGCGGCGGACCUGGCGGACCUGCGCGCCGGAUUUGAGGCCAAGAACAGGGAGGUGGGCGUCAUCCGGCGCGUGGAGCAGGACAUCCUGGCGGAGAUGGAGUGGGGCGAGGCGCCCGCCGCGCCCACCCCCGAGGAGCUGGCGGCGGCCAGCACGGAGGACCUGCAGUACCGCACCACCCUACUGCGCGAGGAGAUGGAGCGCAUGAGCAUCGACCUCACCGCCAUCGAGGCCUGGCGCGCCAAGGACGCCGAGUACGGUGUGCGAGCCGCCGAGCUGGAGAGCGCCACCGCCCAGCGAGACGAGGUGCGGCGUGCGCACGAGGACCUUCGCAAGCAGCGACUGGACGGGUUCAUGGCCGGCUUCAACGCCGUGUCCCUGAAGCUGAAGGAGAUGUACCAAAUGAUCACGCUGGGCGGCGACGCUGAGCUGGAGCUGGUGGACUCGCUGGACCCCUUCUCGGAGGGCAUCCUCUUCUCGGUGCGCCCGCCCAAGAAGUCGUGGAAGAACAUUGCCAACCUGAGCGGGGGGGAGAAGACGCUGAGCUCCCUGUCCCUGGUCUUUGCGCUGCACCACUACAAGCCCACCCCGCUCUACGUCAUGGACGAGAUCGACGCCGCCCUGGACUUCAAGAACGUGUCGAUCGUGGGGCACUACAUCAAGGAGCGCACCAAGAACGCGCAGUUCGUCAUCAUCUCCCUGCGCAACAACAUGUUUGAGCUGGCGGACCGCCUGGUGGGCAUCUACAAGACCGACAACGCCACCAAGUCGGUGGCCAUUGACCCCGGCGCGUUCGUGGUGGGGGCCACGGGCCCCGCACCGGCGGUGGCACGGCCGGUGCUGGCGGCCUGA
Molecule: messenger RNA, 3327 nt
Organism: Auxenochlorella protothecoides
Lineage: Eukaryota; Viridiplantae; Chlorophyta; Trebouxiophyceae; Chlorellales; Chlorellaceae
Product: Structural maintenance of chromosomes protein 4
Exons: 13
Coding region: 1-3327 (1108 amino acids)
Biological process (GO): mitotic chromosome condensation
Cellular component (GO): chromosome
Molecular function (GO): ATP hydrolysis activity; ATP binding; protein binding
Source: RefSeq, a predicted model, not a curated record